Messenger RNA from Telopea speciosissima, 1664 nucleotides. RefSeq names its product hydroxymethylglutaryl-CoA lyase, mitochondrial-like. Gene Ontology annotation, biological process: ketone body biosynthetic process; L-leucine catabolic process. Gene Ontology annotation, molecular function: hydroxymethylglutaryl-CoA lyase activity. The transcript has 8 exons. The record is from RefSeq and is a predicted model, not a curated record. The coding region runs from base 75 to 1475 and encodes 466 amino acids. Lineage: Eukaryota; Viridiplantae; Streptophyta; Magnoliopsida; Proteales; Proteaceae.
GUAUUUGCAUUUUUGAAAUGAAAUUGAAUGAUCUUUUAGUGGGAUAAGUCAUCCUUCCCACUGCUGUUGAUAUCAUGAUAGCAACUAAGGCCUUGCGUAAGUGUUCGUGCUGGAGAACUUACUUGUCCCAUAAAUUUGUUCCGGUUCCACUUUUGGCAUUGGGCUCCACAAUUUCAAGUUUGGAGGAGCCACUGGGCCUUGACAACUUGCCAAACCUGAACUGUAUUGAUAGGGUCAGGAGGUUCUCCUCUGCUGCUCACAGGCCUAUACCAGAUGAUACGGCAAUGGGAAAUUGCUGGAUUGAGAGGAGGAGUUACAGCUCAUCCAACAGUUACAAUGAAGACUAUACAAGAGAGACAUUUCCAUGGACGAGACAGACCCAGGGCGGUAUGCGUGGAGACUCCUUAAAGCGAAGGACUUUAAGCUUGGGUAGGAACCAGAACCAUAGGGUGUUUGGAGGUGUUUGCAAUUGGUAUGUACCAGAUCGUCACUAUUGUUCUGAGUGCAGUGACAAUGAUGUAAGUGGUAUAAUGAGUAAGGUUCAGCUUUUGAAUGGGAUACCAAGCUAUGUAAAGAUCGUGGAAGUUGGCCCAAGAGAUGGAUUGCAAAAUGAGAAAAAUAUGGUGCCUACAGCUGUAAAGAUUGAAUUGAUACAAAGACUAGUUUCUUCUGGAUUGCCUGUUGUUGAGGCAACGAGUUUUGUUUCAGCAAAAUGGGUACCACAGUUGGCAGAUGCGAAGGAUGUAAUGGCAGGAAUACGGAAUGUGGAGGGUGCUAGAUUACCUGUGUUGACACCUAACCUUAAAGGGUUUGAAGCUGCUGUCGCAUCUGGAGCUAAGGAAGUUGCAGUCUUUGCCUCCGCUUCUGAAUCCUUUUCAAAGUCAAACAUUAAUUGCAGCAUUGAUGAGAGUCUUCAGCGUUAUCGAGCUGUUGUUCAUGCUGCCAGAUUGCUAUCCAUUCCUGUUCGUGGUUAUGUAUCAUGUGUUGUUGGGUGCCCUGUGGAAGGACCAGUUCCUCCAUCAAAUGUAGCAUAUGUGGCGAAGGAGCUGUAUGACAUGGGUUGCUUUGAGAUCUCCCUUGGUGAUACAAUUGGGGUUGGAACACCUGGUUCCGUUGUUCCAAUGCUUGAAGCUGUAAGGGCUGUUGUCCCCAUCCAGAAACUUGCGGUCCAUUUUCAUGACACUUAUGGGCAAUCUCUUUCUAAUAUUUUGGUGUCCCUCCAAAUGGGGAUUAGUAUGGUGGACUCAUCAGUUGCUGGUCUUGGAGGCUGUCCGUAUGCUAAGGGUGCUACUGGGAAUGUGGCGACUGAGGAUGUUGUCUACAUGCUCAAUGGACUCGGGGUGAAGACCAAUGUGGAUCUGGAAAAGGUCAUGUUGGCUGGGGAGUUCAUCUGCAAGCAUUUAAAUCGCGCAUCUGGGUCAAAGGCAGCAAUUGCUCUGAGCAGAAGAAUCACAGCAGAUGCCUCUAAGAUGUAACAAUACAUUGAAAUUAUAUCCAAUUUGAGAAAAUAAAAAAUGAUUGAUACCUAUACGGAAUAUUGUCAUCAGCAUUGUGCUUGAUAAAUGAAUACAAAUAAUGUGAACUUAGAGUCCCAGAUCCAGUGAGAAUUGUACUGGGUCCCUCCUAUAUCUUUAUAUAAAAUGGGAAUAUAGUCCCACUCCAAA